Mycena indigotica is the source of this 1263-nucleotide messenger RNA. RefSeq lists its product as uncharacterized. The record is from RefSeq and is a predicted model, not a curated record. The transcript has 2 exons. Bases 40 to 1263 code for a protein of 407 amino acids. NCBI's taxonomy places the organism in Eukaryota, Fungi, Basidiomycota, Agaricomycetes, Agaricales, Mycenaceae.
CUCACGCAAACAGCAUUAGCACUCCGCCAGACAUGGCAAAUGCUGUUCCUUCUCGCCGUCACCUCGACCUACGCUCGCUCGAACCACAGCGAAUGCAACGACAUAAACGACUGUCGGCGUCUAUUCGACAUCGUCUGGGGCUGUCUUGUUACACUCUCCUUGUGCAUUUGGGUCUCUGUGCACCCGAACGUGCCUCCUCUAUGCCCUGAGCCACCGAAAGGGAAUGGCUUGCGGUUCCUGAGAUGGUGGCUGGUCGACAGCAAUCGGCAUAUCUUCCAGCGACUGAAGCUCAUGACUGUGGCUCUCAUUGCGCCCGAACUCAUUCUGGGUUUUGCGGGACGACAGCUGCAGAUGGCUCAUUUCCUGUCUCACCAACAUGGUGUAUCGCUGACACACGCGUUUUUCAUCGUCAUGGGCGGCUUUGUGGAUGCGGACGGCCAUCCAAUCGUUACGCAACAGCAGCUCAAAAUCCAGGAUGUCGUUAAGGAAAUCCAUAGAGUUCCCAAGUUGGACAUUCAAGACAAGAGCAAAGGCGAUUUCUUCUCGAAAGGAAUCGCACUUUGUCAAGGACUCUGGUUUAUCACACAAUGCAUCGCUCGGCGAGCGCAACAUCUUCCCCUUACCGAGCUCGAAGUCGUGACCCUCGCAUUUGCAACAAUCAACGCAAUGACCUGGCUCUUGUGGCUCAGAAAGCCUCUCGAUGUGCGGAGCCCCAUCACGCUUUCUGUCCACACAACUCCUCCUAAUCAUGUUGGAAGUCGCCCCUAUCCUGGCCAUAUGACGCGGGUGAAGCGAUUUGCUUUUUUGUUCGCCAACUCAUACAGCCAGGCGGAGUAUGAUCCUUUGUCGGCGACAUCUGUCCCGACUUUCUGGUGCACUACCUACACUGAUUACAACACUCUCCCCGGCUGGUCAGAGUCUACUAUUACUAUUUUCGGCCAAUUCGCCUGCGGCACGCUGUUUGGCGGGAUCCACUUUGCGGCAUGGGGCGCGCCGUUUCCCUCUGUCGUCGAGAGGUGGUUGUGGCGCAGCUCGACGCUCGCGCUCGUCAUCCUGCCUGUCUUUUUUUGCGUCCUGAUGAUGAUCAUCGGUGCGCUGGACUUGCCUCCUCAACGAAUCAAAUAUCCGACCUUGGCUGUCAUCGGCGGCCUUUACUCGAUUUCAAGGGGUAUCCUCUUGGUGCUACCAUUGACCACCCUACGGUCUCUGCCUUCGUCUGCUUUUGCGGAUGUCAAUUGGAGCGUUUACAUUCCUCACUUAUAA